Geodia barretti is the source of this 1185-nucleotide messenger RNA. Lineage: Eukaryota; Metazoa; Porifera; Demospongiae; Tetractinellida; Geodiidae. The record is from the annotation of a GenBank genome assembly.
AUGGCAGAGAUCGGGGAACCGCCCCGGUCUACCACUGCAUCUGAACCCGCUGCAGAAACCCAAAACGAUGAGACACAGUCUGUUGAGCAAACUACGUUUAUUGAACCCGUAGAAUUUGUAAGUGAUAAUGGUGUUGUGCCGGAAUCGGAGCCUGUGGAAGAACCCGAGCCAAUGGAUGAGGAAGCGUCGGUACCACAGACAGACCCAUCUGAGAUAACGUCCGAGACGAUACCGGAAUUUGACCCGACCCCGCUACUUUCGGCGUUCGGGUUACCUGAAGAAGUUACCUCUCUCUUUGAUGAAGAAGUUGAGGCGGAGGACUUUGAAGUGGCGGAGACACAUCUUGUCGAGGCGUUCGGUCAAUCCCCCGAAGUUGAGGAGAUAGUUGACAAACUCAAACAGAUGUCCGGUGGUCCAGUCGAACUUAGCGAUUUAACUGAACUUUUUGAGGCAUGGAUACGGGUUUUGCCUGAGGAAGACCAAGGGAAUCGUCGGCAGUUAAUGAAUGUACUUACACAACUCAAUCAAAUAGGGAUGGCCGGAGUAUACGCGCCGCUUUGUGUUGGUGAAGUGCUGUUCGAGGAUGACUUUGAGAAAAAAGAAAUUGACAAGGGUAAAUGGGUACCUACGGGAGCCUGGGGCUUGGAUGGCGGGACACUGGAAGUUAACGGCGGAGAAGUUGGGAUUACUCUCGGAGAUGACUUCACUGACUUUGAGUUCUAUGUCGACUUUCAUAUGAUAAACCCGCUAUGGGCAGCGAAUUGGGUCGUGCGUGCUGAAGACCCGAACAAUUGCACGUUGGUUCAAGUUGUCGCAGAUAAUCGUAAUCAAUUUUGGUGGUUUACAAGAGUCGGCGGUAACUAUAUCGUUAAUGAUGAGGAUAAGUUGGACAAUGAAUCGGGUCUGCACCCUGAACUUGGCGAAUGGUAUACGAUAAAGAUCGUUGCCGAAGGUGAGCGUUACGACCUCUACUUGGGUGAACAGGGUAAGGAACUGGAGUUAUCUUGCACGUGGAAAGAUAAUACCCAUAACAAGGGCGGCAUAGGUUUCAGAGCAGGCGGCGGUGAACAUUCCCUGUAUGACAAUGUGUUAGUUACAACCGUGGGGCACAGUUUUGCCGUGAAUCCGGCUGAUGCCCUGCCCGUCACAUGGGGAAAACUCAAAACGAUACGAUAAAUUGAGAGG